AUGGAUUCCAAUUCCGCUGUGCCAUUUCCGGACCUGAACGGACCCGCUGCCACCACUCCCAAGAUCGUCCCCAAGCUCGAACCGCUAGACGAACCGCCUACUCCGGCGCCGGCGCCUCCGCAUCCGGCCCUUUACUUCUCCGACGACUCCCCAUCCGCCGCGCCUCCCGGAUUCUCUCCCUCCAGACCCGACUUCUCCUCCGAGUUCCAUCGUAUCUCUGAGCUCUUCCGCUCCACUGUGGACCGGAGAUUAGGGGAGCAAGCCUCCACCUCGGCCGCCGCCCCACCCGCACCCGCACCCGAAGGCGACCCGGAUUCUCGGGCCAUCAUCCCCGUCCCCAACUCGGAGACCCAGCUAUCCAACCCCGCCCCCCCGACGCGCAAAUACCCGGCCCGCUCGGCGGAGCUGGUCCGGAUCGAGGGUCUGAACCCCCACGAAGAUCGCUACUUCCGGGAAAUCAUCCGCAAGAUCCGGAUGCUGUUCGACUCGCUGCGCGUGUUCGCAAUCGCGGAGGACGAGCGUCGGACGGAGCCGAUGCGCCCCCACAGGAGAACCCGAGGUGACCUAAGGGCGUCUGCCUGUAUGAGGAAGCGCGAGUUGUGGCAGUUUCGGAACAAGCGCGUCGUGGGACACCUCCCCGGCGUUUUAAUUGGGGACGUUUUCUUCUUCAGGAUGGAGCUCUGCGUGGUGGGUUUGCAUGGACAGCCCCAGGCCGGAAUUGAUUAUGUUCCCGCUAGCCAGAGCCAGAACGGAGAGCCAAUUGCCACUAGCAUCAUAGUCUCCGGAGGUUACGAGGACGACGAGGAUGCAGGGGAUGUAAUAGUCUACACAGGCCACGGCGGCCAAGACAAGAACAACAGGCAGGUUUUGCACCAGAGAUUAGAGUGCGGCAAUUUAGCUCUCGAGAGAAGUAUGCGCUAUGGUAUCGAAAUCCGAGUCAUCCGUGGCUUCAAAUACGAAGGCAGCAUCAGCGGCAAAGUCUACGUUUACGACGGUCUCUACAGAAUCGUCCAAACAUGGUUCGACAUCGGCAAAUCCGGCUUCGGCGUCUUCAAAUUCAAACUCUCGCGCAUCUCAAAUCAGCCAGAAAUGGGCAGCACUGUCAUGAAAUUCGCUCAGAGGUUGAAAUCUCGACCCCUGGAGUUGCGUCCCAGAGGAUACCUCUCCCUCGACCUCUCCAACAACAAAGAGAAUUACCCCAUCUUCAUUUUCAACGACCUCGACUCAGACCAAGAACCCCUCCACUAUGACUAUAUCACCAAAACCUGCUUCCCUCCUCACGUGUACUCUCCCGGGAGCACCUAUGGAUGCACCUGCCUCAGCUCGUGCACGGCCAACUGCCUCUGCGCUGUCAAAAACGGGGGCGACUUCGCGUACAACCUCUCUGGAAUUCUUGUGAGAGGUAAGCCAUUAGUGUUCGAGUGUGGGCCCCACUGCCAAUGCCCUCCCACUUGCAGAAACCGCGUGGCCCAAAAGGGGUCGCGCCACAGAUUCGAGGUUUUUCGGUCGAGGGAGACUGGGUGGGGGCUGAGGUCACUGGACUUGAUUCUCGCGGGCUCGUUUAUCUGCGAGUAUGCUGGAGUUGUGCUGACUCGGGAGCAGGCGAAAGUGGUGACGAUGAACGGAGAUAGUCUCGUCUACCCGGCACGUUUUGCGGAGAGGUGGAGGGAGUGGGGUGAUAUGUCUCGGGUUUUCGUGGACUAUGUUUGCCCGAGUUUUCCGUCGGCGCCGCCUCUGGAUUUUGCGGUGGAUGUGUCGAGGAUGAGGAAUGUGGCGUGCUACAUUAGCCAUAGCGCGGUGCCAAAUGUUUUUGUGCAGCUCGUGUUGUACGACCACAAUAAUGUGUGUUUUCCUCGUUUGAUGGUGUUUGCGCUGGAGAAUAUACCGCCGAUGAGGGAGCUUAGUUUGGAUUAUGGAGUGUUGGAUGAGAGUUUGGGGAAAUUGGCUAUCUGUGCUGCUUGA
Molecule: messenger RNA, 1962 nt
Organism: Striga asiatica
Lineage: Eukaryota; Viridiplantae; Streptophyta; Magnoliopsida; Lamiales; Orobanchaceae
Source: the annotation of a GenBank genome assembly